AAAUGGAGUCAGCAGUGGUAGGGGAUUCCCAGCCACAGGCAUCCUUUCCAAUUUCCUCUUUUGAGGGGUUUGAAUUGCUUAUAAAUACUCUCUCUGAGUUUGAGAGCACACAAGACAAGCUCCAUCUCUUUUAGCUUCACCUUUCUGUGGUGCUCUGUGUCAGGCUUAGGCCAGGAACCAUGAGGCUCUGUGUCUGCCUUGUGUUGCUCUCCUCUAUUCUAUGUGCAAGUGCUGACUUGUCAGCAAUACCCCGAGCUGGACGAUUUGCUGUGGAUGCAGCAGGAGGGGCGUGGGAUAUGCUCAGAGCAUACUGGGACAUGCGUGAGGCAAAUUAUAAAAAUGCUGACAAAUAUUUCCAUGCUCGUGGGAAUUAUGAUGCUGCCCAAAGAGGACCUGGCGGUGCCUGGGCAGCCAAAGUGAUCAGUGAUGCCCGGGAAAAAUGGCAAAGCGACGUGAGUGGCAGAGGUGCUGAAGACACCCGAGCUGACCAAGAGGCGAAUGAGUGGGGCCGCAAUGGUGGGGAUCCCAACCGCUACCGACCUAAGGGCCUUCCCAGCAAAUAUUAAUACUUCUCACCUGUUACACCCCUUCUGCACAUCUGAAUAAAGACAUUAUCCUGAAAACUGC
Molecule: messenger RNA, 627 nt
Organism: Cuculus canorus (common cuckoo)
Lineage: Eukaryota; Metazoa; Chordata; Aves; Cuculiformes; Cuculidae
Product: serum amyloid A protein
Exons: 4
Coding region: 180-566 (128 amino acids)
Cellular component (GO): extracellular region
Source: RefSeq, a predicted model, not a curated record